CCUCUCCUGUCCGCGAGCCUUGGGUAUCUCCAGCUUUUUUCCGCCAGAGCUGUUUCCGGCCUCUGCCCACCAUGCCGUUCCUAGAGCUGCACACGAAUUUCCCCGCCAACCGAGUGCCCGCGGGGCUGGAGAAACGGCUGUGCGCCGUCGCUGCCUCCAUCUUGGGCAAACCUGCAGACCUUGUGAACGUGACGGUACGGCCGGGCCUGGCCAGGGCGCUGAGCGGGUCCACCGAGCCCUGCGCGCAGCUGUCCAUCUCCUCCAUCGGCGUAGUGGGCACCGCCGAGGACAACCGCAGCCACAGUGCCCACUUCUUUGAGUUUCUCGCCAAGGAGCUAGCCCUGGGCCAGGACCGGUGCGCAGGGGUAGUAGGCCCGGAAUAUUAUUCUAAAACACAAUCAGAGUACUCCAUUCCUGCUAACAGUUUAAAGCCAAACACCUAGACAGGCCAUUUAGGCUUCUGAAUGACUGGGUCUUGACCAGGAGAGCUGCUGUCUAGGUUUUCUCCUCCUGACCAGUUCCUCAAGAGAAAUGCAAAACUAGUGAUUAACAGUAAGAGUCAGGCAGGGCGCGGUGGCUCACGCCUGUAAUCCCAGCACUUUGGGAGGCCGAGGCGGGCGGAUUAUGAGGUCAGGAGAUCGAGACCAUCCUGACUAACACGGUGAAACUCCGUCUCUACUAAAAAUACAGAAAACUAGCCGGACGUGGUGGGCGCCUGUAGUCCCCGCUACUCGGGAGACUGAGGCAGGAGAAUGGCGUGAACCCGGGAGGCGGAGCUUGCAGUGAGCCGAAAUUGCACUACUGCACACCAGCCCGGGCGACAAAGCGAGACUGUCUCAAAAAAAAUACCAAAAAACAAGCAAAAGAAAACAAAACAAAAACAGUAAGAGUCGUCCCAACGCAGUGGCUUAUGCCUGUAAUUCCAGCACUUUGGGAGGCCGAGGUAGGCAGAUCACCUGUGGUUGGGAGUUCGAGACCAGCCUGACCAACAUGGAGAAACCCUGUCUCUACUACAAAUACAAAAUUAGCUGGGCAUGGUGGUGCAUGCCUGUAAUCCCAGCUACUCAGAAGGCUGAGGCAGGAGAAUCACUUUAACCCGGGAGGCGGAGGUUGUGGUGAGCUGAGAUUUUGCCACUGAACUCCAGCCUGGGCAAAAAGAGCAAAACUCCUUCUCAAAAAAAAACAAAAAACACACACACACAAAAUCCAAAAACCAGUAAGGGUCAUGUCCUGGGAGGCUAACUCAGCCGACUGUUAGGUCACCAUGCUUAUAGCCAAGAAAUGUGGGAUGCUGCUGGGCCCUGAGCGGUCAGAUAAACUACUUUCUCUGAUAAUUAGAAGGCUAUAGGAAAUGUUUUGUUUUGUUUUGGGUUUCUUUGUGUGUUUUUAGAGACAGGAUCUUGUUCUGUUGCCCCAGGCUGGAGUGCUAUGGCUCAAUCAGAGCUCACUGCAGCCUCGAACUCCUGGGCUCAAGCAAUCCUCCUACCUCAGCCUCCCAAGUAGCUAGAACUACAGGUAUGCAUCACCACGCCUGACUAAUUAAAAAAAAAAAAUUUCUUUUGGCUGUGUGCGGUGUCUUGGCACCCGUAAUCCCAGCACUUUGGGAGGUAGAGGUGGGAGCAUCUCUUGAGCACAGGAGUGCAGGGCUAGCCUGGGCAACAUGGCAGGACCCUGUCUCUACAAAAAUAAAAAAGAAA
Molecule: messenger RNA, 1697 nt
Organism: Pan troglodytes (chimpanzee)
Lineage: Eukaryota; Metazoa; Chordata; Mammalia; Primates; Hominidae
Product: D-dopachrome decarboxylase
Exons: 2
Coding region: 72-443 (123 amino acids)
Molecular function (GO): phenylpyruvate tautomerase activity
Source: RefSeq, a predicted model, not a curated record